GUUGCUGUGUUUGGAUGCUGUUCUUGCUUGUUGUUAACUUUAGCUAGCUAACUAAUAAUGAGAGAUAGCUAACAUAGCAUACUAAGCAACGUUAAAAAAAUGAGUAUUGGCACACAAUGCUGCAGUAGCUAACGUUACCUGUCGGUAAUAACUAACAUUAGUUACGCUAACGUUACUACUGUAGUACCUAACUAGAUAGCUUUAUCUGGCUAGCUAAAUUGGGCUACACGACUGGCUAGCUAACUAACCGUUUGGUGAUCGCCUUCGCUUGAUAUUAAAAUGAUAAGCUGCCAUAACUAGCUAGCUGACGUUACUGUAAAGUAUGUAAAGAGGAGCUAACGUUAGCUAAACAUGUUUUUAAAUACAGUGACUAGUUUAACUAGAUGGAUUGUUUUGGCAACUCAAUAACGUAGUCGACUAACCUGUUUAGCCUGCCAAGAGGAAUGUCAAUCAACCAGCUACUGAUCAGACAAAAUGUCCAUGACACUACAGUAGCUACGUGGCAUCUGACACUUUCGAGAACCUACUCAGCUCAGUUACUCUGUUGAUCAACAACAAGCUGUGCAAUGCACACACAAUAGUCCAUAAUAAUCCAUUGAGAGUGUGAAUCUGAUCUGCACUAUUUCCUGUAGUUGCAGGCUGCAGUAUUCAUAACACAUUUAUGUGACAUGCUUUCACAUGCUUAAAAUUUUCCUCGACAGUGAAGUCCAUGCUGCAGAAUCUGUAGCAUGUCUGAAUCAAGCUCUGAACAGGUUGAAGGACAUCUGGGAAGAAAUAGGCAUUCCAGAGGACCAGCGACUACAGAGGACUGAUGUAGUCAAGAAACAUAUCAAAGGCUUGCUGGACAUGAUGAUCACUGAGGAGGACAGUUUAAGGAAGAGAUUGAUGAGCAGCAUAGAGUCCUGUCGCAAAGAGCUGGACGUUCUGUGCACUGAGCUUCAACUAUCCCCCUUUGAGGAGGACGAGGGGAGGACGAUGCUGCAGCUGGAGAAGGACAUUCGGUCACGGCUGGAGGUGAUGAUGAAACAGAAGAGUCAGAGAGUUAAGGAGCUGAAGACUCUGUACAAGCAGGACCGGGAGCUGUGUGACAUCAUGUGUUCAGUUCCCUUCUGUAUCGACAUGGACACUGUCCCUUCCCUGGAGCAGCUGGACCGCUACCACUCCUACCUGAACGAUCUUACUAAAGAGAAGGAUCGUCGCCACGGUGAGUUUGUGGGUAUCAAGCGUCAGAUCAUUGUGUGUAUGGAGGAGCUGGACCAGUUGCCAGACACCAGCUUUGAGAGGGACGUGGUGUGUGAGGACGACGAGGCCUUCUGUCUGUCCAGCGACAACAUCACAGCUCUCCAACUGCUGCUGGGACAGCUGGAGGAUCGCAAGACGGAGAACGAGCUAGUGUGUAGCUCCUACCGCACUAAGAUCCAGGAGCUGUGGGAGAGGCUGCAGGUGCCCCAGGAGGAACGAGAUGGCAUGUCAGAACACAUGGUCAAGUCCAGGAAGAAGAACAUGGAUGCUUUACAAGCUGAGUGCCAUCGUCUGGAGCAGCUGAAGAUCAAGAACAUGAGGAAUGAGAUAGAAGACAUCAGGGCUGAGGUGGCUCUGUUCUGGGAGAGGUGUUACUACAGCCUGGAGCAGAGACAAGCCUUCACGCCCUACUAUGGUGAUGACUACACCGAGGAGAUGCUGAACCUACACCAGGAGGAGCUCCUGAGUCUGAAGAAGCACUACGAGAACCACAGGGAGCUGUUUGAAGGAGUAACCAGGUGGCAAGAAAGCUGGACUCUGUUCCUACAACUGGAGAAAAAGGCGACGGAUCCUUCUAGAUUUAACAACCGAGGAGGGAACCUUCUUAAAGAGGAGAAGCAGAGGGCUGACCUGCAGAAAAGCCUGCCAAAGUUGGAGAAGAGCCUGAAGACCCAGAUAGACCUAUGGGAGGAGGAGCAGUACAGAGAGUUCCUGGUUAACGGACAGCGGUUCCUCCAGUACGUUGAGGAGCAGUGGGAACUACUGCGGCUGGAGAAGGAGAGAGAGAAGAAUGAGAGACAACUGAAGAAGAACCAGCAGAUCGAACAAGACAUGCUAUAUGGUACUGCUCAACGAACCCCCUCCAAAAGACGCCUUGCAGAGACGCCUACGCCCGGCAAAGCAAGAAAGCUGAAUGCCACUAGCAGUAUCUCCAGUUCUACUCCUAACAGCACCUUACGCUCUGCCUUCGGAGGAACCAUGUGCCAGUCGCCAGUCCUCAGACCACCUAUGUCUGCCAGCAGGAUUCCUCUGAGGACCCCUGGUCGUGUUGGAAGAACCCCCCGCACAGUGGAACGCAACAAGGAGAACAUGUCCCGCCUGAACGGCACGGUUCUGAGCGGUGUGUUAAGAACCCCUGCCUCGCGCUGUAACAUCACCGUUAACUCUGUGGCCAGCACCUAUUCGGAAUUUUCGAAGGAUUUUGUCAACAUUGAAUCCACUGCCAUUACCAGCGAGAUCUCUCAAAAGCUUCCAAAUCUAACGUCAAGACAGGACAUCUGAACUCGACUGGCACUCGUCUCUGAGCUGAAGGAUCAGACGGAACCACACCUGUCCUUGAAUCAUCGGAGUUUCACGGUUUCUGUCCGGGUCCAUUUAGUUCUGCAUGUCCAGAUGAAGGAAAUCUUAACACCUACUGAAUGUAACUGCAAUGAUAUCAGAACAGAAACUUGCACUUCUCUCUGAGUCUCUCAGCUCAAAUGUUCUUCUAGCUCUGCUGAGGUUUCACUUGUUGUCAUUUCUGAGGGCUCUGAAUUACUGCCGAAAUCCUGACUCCUCCAUCUCUCUGAGGGCUCUGAAUUACUGCCGAAAUCCUGACUCCUCCAUCUCUCUGAGGGCUCUGAACUACUGCUGUGAUCCUGACUCCUCCAUCUCUCUGAGGGCUCUGAACUACUGCUGUGAUCCUGACUCCUCCAUCUCUCUGAGGGCUCUGAACUACUGCUGUGAUCCUGACUCCUCCAUCUCUCUGAGGGCUCUGAACUACUGCUGUGAUCCUGACUCCUCCAUCUCUCUGAGGGCUCUGAACUACUGCUGUGAUCCUGACUCCUCCAUCUCUCUGAGGGCUCUGAACUACUGCUGUGAUCCUGACUCCUCCAUCUCUCUGAGGGCUCUGAACUACUGCUGUGAUCCUGACUCCUCCAUCUCUCUGAGGGCUCUGAACUACUGCUGUGAUCCUGACUCCUCCAUCUCUCUGAGGGCUCUGAACUACUGCUGUGAUCCUGACUCCUCCAUCUCUCUGAGGGCUCUGAACUACUGCCGAAAUCCUCCAUCUCUCUGAGGGCUCUGAACUGGACUUUCUGGUCUUCCAGUUUUAUCACUGUUUAUUGUCUGUGUCCCAUUUCUACAUGGAGAUGUCAACACCUACUGAAUGUACUGAACUCUAAAAUACUCUACUCAUUUGUCAGAAGAUUUGAAUUAUAUUCUUCUCGAUUUUUAAGCUUCUCUGAUCUAUGAGCUGAAUGAAAUGUUGGGAGGACUUGCUAGACCUAUGGAAAAACAGUUUUCAUUAAACUUUUAACAUCCUCUCUAUAACACUCAAAUGAUAAAUUAUCCAUGUUGGUACUAGAGUACAUUUUUGUACUUCAUAUUCUUAUGGGGGCUUGUAGCAAAUUAUGAUCAUUCUGCCAUAUAAACAUUGGCUUUACACUACAGUUAAACAAUGAUAUUUUCAGUCACCUUUUCCAUUUUUUGGGGGGAGGGUACCAAUACAUAGUCAAAAAGCAAAGGCAUACUCCUUGACUGUUGGUGAUUUGCAAACCGUAAUUAAAUGUUUCCAAAUGA
Molecule: messenger RNA, 3801 nt
Organism: Salvelinus fontinalis (brook trout)
Lineage: Eukaryota; Metazoa; Chordata; Actinopteri; Salmoniformes; Salmonidae
Product: protein regulator of cytokinesis 1-like
Exons: 14
Coding region: 679-2523 (614 amino acids)
Biological process (GO): microtubule cytoskeleton organization; mitotic spindle midzone assembly
Cellular component (GO): mitotic spindle midzone; cytoplasm; spindle
Molecular function (GO): microtubule binding
Source: RefSeq, a predicted model, not a curated record